CGGACAGAGAUUCAACCCCACCCACCUCAGACUGGAAUCUGAGCGGAACCGUGUCGCGCGGCGGGUUGUAUGCCUCUACCGUGCCGUACAAUGACCGAAUAUUCCUCGCUCACAGAAUAACAUACGCCAUUAUGCCCCGGGAGCGUGCGGUGAACGAGGAGGAGACCGAGCCUCUGACCAAGGACCAGGCCUCAGGGCGCAAUUCAGAAGAUGAUUCGCACGGGUCGGUAUCUUCAGCGUCGACAACAUCUUUGAUUCUGGAGCACAUCAAUGAUGGAGCGACGAACGGCGCAUCGCGGUCUGGAUUGGGAGAGAAAUACCGGGACGACGAUAGCGGUGAGCGUGGCCGUAGACAACAAACAUUUGACCUAGAGGAGGGCCGCUACCAAAGCACAACUCCGGUCGACAAGAAGGCGCGCCGAUUAUUGUGGAUUAUCGGAACAAUAUGCGUCGUUGGGUGGGGACUUGCGCUGGCUUCAUUCGUCAUUGGAGGCAGCUACAAGCAUGCCUCUACCCGCCCACAUGACCCUCUCGCGACCGCCUCAAGAGGCUCAGGGAAGAAGGUCACGUUGGAAAGCGUGCUUGGCGGCCAAUGGAUUCCACAAACACAAAGCGUAUCAUGGAUCGCAGGGCCCAAUGGUCAAGACGGCCUUCUGCUCGAAAGGGGAUCAGCCGAAGACCAAUACCUUGCUGUGGAAGACAUAAGGAACAAAGGGAAUCUCGCCGCCUCCGACAGCAAGACUAUCUUAAUGAAGAAGCGGAACUUCUUUGUCGGAAGCAAAUUCAUCUAUCCAUCCAAUGUCUGGCCAAGCAAAGACUUCAAGAAAGUGCUUGUUAGUUCCGAUGAGCAAAAGAACUGGAGGCACUCUUCCACAGCACUUUACUGGAUCUUCGAUGUCGAGACUCAAACAGGCCAGCCUUUGGACCCCGAAAACCCAGAUAGUGUCAUCCAGCUCGCCUCCUGGUCGCCGCAAUCAGACGCCGUCGUAUUCACUCGAAAUAACAACAUGUUCCUUCGAAAGCUGGACUCGGAUAAAGUGAUCCCAAUCACUCAUGAUGGUGGUGUGGAGCUGUUCUACGGCGUUCCAGAUUGGGUUUAUGAGGAGGAAGUGUUUAGCGGCAACAGCGCGACUUGGUGGUCAGAGGAUGGCGAGUACAUUGCAUUCCUGAGGACGGACGAGUCCGCCGUGCCGACCUAUCCCGUGCAGUACUUCUUGUCGCGGCCGAGUGGAGCAAAACCGAAGCCUGGAGAGGCUGCUUAUCCCGAGGUUCGCAACAUCAAGUAUCCCAAGGCUGGUGCGCCCAACCCCAUUGUAUCGCUUCAGUUCUAUGAUGUUCUGAAAGGGGAGGUGUUCUCCGUCAAGAUUGAGAAUGACUUCCCUGAUGACGACCGUCUCAUCACCGAAAUAGUUUGGGCUGGGAGAAGCAAGCAAGUCAUCGUGCGCGAGACAAAUAGGGAGAGUGAUAUUCUCAAGCUUGUCAUCAUAAACGUCGAACGACGGACUGGGAAAACAGUGAGGACUGACGAUGUGAAUGCCCUAGAUGGUGGGUGGUUUGAAGUCUCCCAAAGAACAACUUUUGUUCCCUCCGAUCCAGCUAAAGGCCGCAAUCAUGACGGCUAUAUUGACACCAUCAUCCACAAAGGAUACGACCAUAUUGGAUAUUUCACUCCGUUGGAUAACCCAGAGCCAGUAUUACUCACACAAGGCGAGUGGGAGGUCGUAGAAGCGCCAUCUGUUGUAGAUCUUGAGAAUAAUCUCGUCUACUUCAUUUCCACUCAGAAGGAUUCUGUAGAGCGGCAUGCUUAUGUUGUCAAGCUAGAUGGCAGCGGUUUGAACCCAAUCACAGACACUGCCAAGCCAGGCUACUACGAUGCACACUUUUCGACUGGUGGUAGCUAUGCUCUGAUAACCUACAGUGGCCCGGGGAUCCCAUGGCAAAAGAUUAUCAGCACACCUUCCAGCAAACAGACAUAUACCAGAAUCAUUGAGGAGAACAAGUCUCUUGAACAAUUAGCCCGACAGCACGAGAUGCCCAUUCUAUCUUACAGCACUGUCGACGUAGACGGGUUUAAGCUCAAUGUUCUUGAGCGCCGACCGCCGCAUUUCAACGAGAAACGCAAAUAUCCCGUUCUUUUCUAUCAAUACAGUGGACCUGGCUCGCAGACUGUUGAUAAGAAGUUCCACGUUGACUUCCAAUCUUACGUUGCUUCAAGUCUUGGGUACAUUGUGGUUACUGUGGACGGCCGCGGCACCGGCUUCUUGGGUAGAAAACUGCGUUGCAUUACUCGAGGCAAUAUUGGUUACUACGAGGGGCAUGACCAGAUUGCGGUGGCGAAGAUGUGGGCCAAGAAGAAGUAUGUUGACCAGGAUAGAAUAGCAAUCUGGGGUUGGAGUUAUGGGGGCUUUACAACUCUUAAGACUCUUGAGAUGGAUGGUGGUGAGACAUUCAAGUACGGCAUGGCCGUUGCCCCUGUCACUGAUUGGAGGUUCUAUGACUCUAUUUACACCGAACGUUAUAUGCACACUCCCCAAAACAACCCUGGAGGCUACGAAAACUCCAGCAUCAACGAUGUCAAGCAUCUUUCGCAGAACACACGUUUUCUACUCAUGCACGGUGUCGCAGACGACAACGUCCACAUGCAAAACUCCUUGACUUUACUGGACAAACUCGAUCUAGCCGGCAUUGAAAAUUACGACGUGCACUUCUUCCCAGAUUCUGAUCAUAGCAUAUACUUCCACAAUGCAAAUAAGAUUGUUUAUGACAAAUUAAGCUCUUGGCUUAUAAAUGCAUUCAACGGCGAGUGGCUCCGAAUUGAACAUGCGAUUCCCAAAACCCAAGUCGAGGGCCGCUCUCGUCACAGGUGAAACAUUUUGUUCCGUUUCAAUUCUGCGCGGCGUUUAGGACUGUGUGCAUAAGUCCAUCUGACACGGUGAGAGACUGCACAGGCGUUCGACCGGAUUCAAGUUUUAGUAUUGAGGCGAUGAUCAGAUGUAUAUAUAUGGGUUUUGUG
Messenger RNA from Lindgomyces ingoldianus, 3013 nucleotides. RefSeq names its product putative dipeptidyl-aminopeptidase B. The transcript is spliced from 3 exons. The coding region runs from base 132 to 2867 and encodes 911 amino acids. NCBI's taxonomy places the organism in Eukaryota, Fungi, Ascomycota, Dothideomycetes, Pleosporales, Lindgomycetaceae. The record is from RefSeq and is a predicted model, not a curated record. Gene Ontology annotation, biological process: proteolysis. Gene Ontology annotation, molecular function: serine-type peptidase activity; dipeptidyl-peptidase activity.